AUGAGCAAUAGAACUCCAACAAAGAGAUCAUCCAGUAAACGUCAAGUUUCUCCACCAGAAAACAAACAUCAACAAAAAAAUUCUAAGAGAAAAGAACAGCAAAAGCAAUCUGAACCAGAAAUUGUUGAACAAAAGCCAGUUGAAGAAGUAAAGGAAGAUCUUGUUGUUAAACCAGAAAAUAUUUUCAGUAAAUACAUCAUAAUCCCAUGUUAUUAUGAAGAAAAUCCAGAGCCUAAAAACGUCGAACUUAAAUUUGAUAUUAAUGUCGAUAUUACAGAGAGCAAUGAAUUAGAUGCACUCCGUAUUGUACUAUGCGAUAACGAAGACAUCUUCUUCUGCAUGAAAUCUGCGUUUAAGAAACGAGAUUUCGAAAAGAUCAAAAAUAAAGAGAGAUACAACUGUAAAUACGAAGAAAUCCCGGGUUUGCUUAUACAGAUGCUUGAAUCAUUCAUGAAACAAGAGCCAGAUUUCUUAAUUUAUAUUGAAAUGCAUCCACAGACUUGUACGAUGUACAUUCAGCAGAGAACUAACCUAUUCAUUAAAGAGCUCAUUCAUUUUCAGUUUGAACAUGUUUCUGAAGAAGAAUCUGAUUUACUGGCUCAACAAGCUUAUUUACUCGUCAGAACAAGACUUCUUCAGAAGAAGGAACAGCUCGACAUUUACAUGACCGCUCUCAUGAAGAAGAAUCCUGAUAUUUAUAACGAUAUCCAAAUAAACGGAAUGGAUUACAUACAUACGCCUGAGGAGAAGAAGAGAGCUUUGGAGCACUUCCUUGAGAAGGAUGAGAAGGUUGCUGCUGGAAUUGCAGAACUUGAACGUAAGAAUUUAGGUUUUACAUUCAAGACAAACAAGAAACUCAUGCCACUUAAAGAUCAGGAUGUGGAAGCAUAA
Molecule: messenger RNA, 891 nt
Organism: Trichomonas vaginalis G3
Lineage: Eukaryota; Parabasalia; Trichomonadida; Trichomonadidae
Product: assembly abnormal protein 6-related family
Exons: 1
Coding region: 1-891 (296 amino acids)
Source: RefSeq, a predicted model, not a curated record